GAAACGGCCGGAAAAGAUUUUAUGUUACCUUUCCUUUUAUAGAAGCUAUCUCUUGCGGUUAUUGUCUUCACUACACAGUUUCCCCCUGUCUGGUUCUGAGAAUUCCGAGGUCGAUGCUUCGGUGGUUGUCUUUGCGGGGAAGACAAUUCCUAGGGCAUGUUAAAAUUCUGAAUUUUGAUUGUCAAGUUUCAAGCUUUUGGAGUUUGGAAGACGGCUUGUGCAUUAACGCUUCACAUCACGUGAAAUACAACAACUGGGUCUUUCUCAUUGCCAGAAAUUGUUAACAUGCUUCACAAAUCCUUUGUGCUUUUUAUAUUGCUCUGUUUCACUGACUGCACUUGCUAUGCUUCUAUGGAGCUCGGGUCCUUAUUACAUUCAGUAGUUGGUUUGCGGAUUUUGAAUUUAGUAUGGGAUGUGUUGCUGAUAUUUACUUCCAAUAAGACUUUAUUAAAAGGAAAAGGUCUUUGAACUUAUAAUUCUUGAAUCCUGAGUCCUGAUCAUGGAAGAGCAAUUUUCUCCUGAGGGAAAAGGAAUUGGCUCUCAUUUGGAGGGAUCUACAUCAUUAGAUGAUGGAAUGAAAAAUUCAGUUUCAGAGGACAUGUUUUACAACUUCUCCGAGCUCAUGAACUUUGAUACCUAUGCUGGUUGGUGUAAUAGUCCAUCCAUGACUGAUCAUAGCUUGGCUAAUGGACUUUCAUCAUUUGCCUCAAUACCAUAUCCACCACCGGAUGGGUUGAAUUUAGUGGUGGAACAAAGCAAUGGUCCAUUCUUUAUGACAGAAGUUAAUGGGAAUUACAAUGCUAUGGAAAGUUCCCUCAGUUAUGCAGAGAAAGUUAUAUAUCAGCAAAUGGACACCCAACUUGGGUUCUCAGAUGAUGCAAAUGAUGCAUCUGGUUGGUCACUUGAUGAGAGAAUGCUGAGGGCUUUGUCAUUCUUCAAGGAAUCAGCUGGUGGGGGAAUAUUGGCACAAGUUUGGGUUCCCAUGAAGCAUGGUGAUGAAUUCAUCUUAAGCACAAGUGAACAACCUUAUUUGCUAGACCAAAAGCUUGCAGGGUAUCGCGAAGUGUCAAGGACAUUUACAUUUUCUGCAGAAGAAAAACCAGGAUCUUUUGCAGGGCUUCCUGGUCGCGUGUUUAUCUCCCAUGUUCCUGAAUGGACCUCCAAUGUUGGUUACUACAAUAAAACUGAGUACGUGAGGUUGGACCAUGCAAUUAAUCAUGAGGUUCGUGGAUCAAUUGCUCUUCCCAUAUCUGAUCUGCACUCUGAAGUUCCAUGCUGUGCUGUACUGGAACUUGUCACUACAAAGGAAAAGCCUAAUUUUGACAGAGAAUUAGAAAUUGUAUCUCAUGCUCUCCAGCUUGUAAACUUAAGGACUACUAUGCCUCCACGACUUCUUCCCCAGUAUCUAUCAAAUAACAAAAGAGCUGCUUUAACAGAGAUAGUUGAUGUGUUACGAGCUGUGUGCCAUGCACAUAGAUUGCCGCUGGCAUUGACAUGGAUUCCCUGUUGUUACAGUGAGGGAAUAGGAGAUGAAACUGACAGAAUACGAAUUAAAGAAGGUCGUACAAGUUCUAAUGAAAAAUGCGUACUAUGCAUUGAAGAAUCAGCUUGCUAUAUAAAUGAUAGAGUGGUAGGAGGAUUUGUUCAUGCAUGCGUUGAACAUCAUCUUGAGGAAGGGCAAGGUAUAGCUGGGAAAGCUCUUCAAUCAAAUCAUCCAUUCUUCUAUCCCGAUGUGAAGGCUUAUGAUAUUAAUGAAUAUCCCCUUGUUCAUCAUGCACGCAAAUAUAAUUUGAAUGCUGCAGUUGCAAUUAGGCUGAGGAGUACAUAUACUAAUGAUGAUGAUUACAUAUUAGAAUUCUUUCUACCUGUCAAUAUGAGAGGGAGUUCAGAACAGCAACUUUUAUUAGACAAUCUCUCAGGUACUAUGCAGAGAAUUUGUAGGAGUUUGAGGACAGUUUCAGAUGCUGAAUUAUCAGGAAUAGAAGGCUCUCAAGCUGGGCUUCAAAAGGGAAAAGUCCCAGGGUUUUUUUCUCUGUCCAGGAGAAACUCUCAGAUAUUAUUAGUGAACGGUGACAAUGAUUCAGUCCAAAAGAUGUCCUUGAUGGCAUCUAACCCGAGAAAUAAAGGAAUUGAAGCUGCUCAGAACCAGGCGAUGAAUGGAUCAAAAAAGCAGGUCGACAAAAAGAGAAGUACUGUGGAAAAGAAUGUUAGCUUGAGUGUUCUUCGACAAUACUUUUCUGGUAGUCUGAAGGAUGCUGCAAAAAGCAUUGGUGUUUGCCCAACAACUCUAAAAAGGAUAUGCAGGCAACAUGGAAUAUCAAGAUGGCCAUCCCGCAAGAUUAAUAAAGUGAAUCGUUCAUUAAAGAAAAUCCAGACUGUGCUUGAUUCUGUCCAGGGAGUGGAAGGAGGGCUGAAGUUUGAUCCUUUUACUGGGGGGUUUGUGGCAGGAGGAUCAAUUAUCCCAGAAAUUGAUACACAUAAAAAUCUUCUGUUCCCUGAGAAAAGUGCUGAAAAAGACCAUAAGCCUGUAACACGAGCAGCACUCUCAGUACCUCCAGCACCAGGUAGCACAGGUGAGAAUUCAGCUAUUAAGUUGGAGGGUGAUGAUGUGUGUUUGGUGGGAAACCAGCUUGUGCACUCAAAAAGUGUGCUUAUCUCCAAUUCCCACGAGGGAGAAUUGAAGAAAGACAAUGCUGCUUCUGUUAAUUGUCCUGAACAAACCUGUGUGGGUUCUGUUCUUGAAGAAGAGAGGGACAAAUGGGGUUUGAACAAAAGCAGUUUGGGAGUAGAAAAUUCUAGCCGUGAUAUUGUGUGUCAUAGUUCAAUCUCCUUGAUUGCUGAUGAGAUGGAAAUGGGUGUGGAUGGGGGACAUGUAGCUGAAGAACAUAACUGCCCUACUUCUUCAAGCAUGACAAACUCAUCCAAUAGCUCUGGAUCAAUGAUGGAUGGCAGUUCCUCAGGCUCUCAGAGCUUUGAGAAGCAUAAGCAUUCGAAAGCCAUAUCAACUUGUGUUGAUAGUGGGUCAAAAUUUAUUGUCAAAGCUACUUAUAAAGGAGAUACUAUUCGUUUUAAGUUUGAUCCAUCGGCAGGUUGUUUCCAGCUAUAUGAAGAAGUUGGAACAAGGUUCAAAUUACAAAAUGGGUCAUUCCAACUCAAAUAUCUAGAUGAUGAAGAGGAAUGGGUGAUGUUGGUGAAUGACUCAGAUUUGCAAGAAUGCAUAGAAAUAUUGGAUGAUAUUGGCACACACACUGUGAAGUUUCUCGUUCGUGAUAUGCCUAGCGUUUUAAGCAGCCGUGGCAGUAACAGUUGCUUCUUGGCAGACAACAGCUCAUAGUAUAUGAGAUGAUGCAUGGCUUCAAUGCAACAAUUGAAGUCUUGCUUUUACAAUGUUUUAAUGAUUAAUGAUAUUCUCAUGUGGGUCCUGCAUCCCACUGGAUUCUUAAACCAUGCUGGUUGGUUGGAGGAGUUUGCAUUUUUAGCCACCACAUGCAAAACUUCAUUUCUAUUGAAGAUCUUGCAGGUGUCAUUUGUGGCAUACGGGUCAAAUAUUUCUCGUAGUUCAAUUUUCAAAGAAGAAACUUAGAAUUUUGGCCAUGCUUGUUCCGGGUGGCUAUUUUUGGAAGAUAGAAAGAUAAACUCAUGGAAGCACUAGCAGUAGCAUGUUACAUAUAGAGUUCUCUAUAUGGUAGAUUAAAAGCAGCAUAGAGGUUUAUAGCUUUAGACAGGACUGAUGUAAAUAGCUAAGGGUGCUUUAAUCUCAGUUUGUAUAGAUUUCCCUUUAGAAAAUAUGAU
Gastrolobium bilobum is the source of this 3792-nucleotide messenger RNA. Its product is annotated as protein NLP9-like. The record is from RefSeq and is a predicted model, not a curated record. Gene Ontology annotation, molecular function: DNA-binding transcription factor activity; protein binding. The transcript is spliced from 6 exons. NCBI's taxonomy places the organism in Eukaryota, Viridiplantae, Streptophyta, Magnoliopsida, Fabales, Fabaceae. Bases 500 to 3334 code for a protein of 944 amino acids.